Messenger RNA from Rhineura floridana, 3961 nucleotides. RefSeq names its product serine/threonine-protein kinase pim-1-like. Gene Ontology annotation, biological process: negative regulation of apoptotic process; protein autophosphorylation; regulation of mitotic cell cycle. Gene Ontology annotation, molecular function: ATP binding; protein serine/threonine kinase activity. Gene Ontology annotation, cellular component: cytoplasm. The transcript has 6 exons. Lineage: Eukaryota; Metazoa; Chordata; Lepidosauria; Squamata; Rhineuridae. The coding region runs from base 263 to 1204 and encodes 313 amino acids. The record is from RefSeq and is a predicted model, not a curated record.
GCGGUUUGGCCCCGCCCUGUUGGCGGCCGAGAGAGCGUCUGUGCCUCUUCUGAUUGGCUUAGCCUUUCGCGGUUUCCUGUAGCUCGUCUCGCCAUUGGCCCGGGGCGGCGUGGAGUUGGAAUGUUUGCAAAAGCGAAGGAAUUUCAAGGCGCACGCGGUGGGAAGAGCACCGGUGGCCACAACAAUAUUGGCGAGAAGGGCGGGGCACGGGAGUAGGGGAUAACGCGGUCGCCGCAAGUGUCUGGCGGCUGUCCGGCUGGCCAUGCUUUUAGCUCAGGGUACAGUUUGCCACCAAGGUCCUGAAGGACUGCUGGCCACUGAUGCCGCCGAAGAGGAGCCUCGCUACCUGGGGAAGGCGACUUUGGAGACGCGCUACCGCCUGGGAGCAUUGAUUGGUAGCGGUGGCUUUGGCACGGUUUACUCAGGAACGCGGCUCAGCGAUUCUCUCCCGGUGGCCAUUAAAUAUGUUGCCAAGGACCGAGUCUUGCAGUUCCAUCACAUGAAUGGCACCCUUGUUCCACUUGAAGUCGUUUUGCUAAAGAAGGUGUCAUCCCCAGGUUGCCAAGGCAUUAUCCGCCUCCUGGAUUGGUUUGAACAGCCUAACUCGUACUUCAUUGUUAUGGAGCGCCCCCUUGUCUCUCAGGAUCUGUUUGACGUCAUCACUGACAGGGGUCCACUCCCUGAAAGUUUGGCCGCUGGUUAUUUCCGGCAGGUGGUGGAGGCGGUGCACCACUGCCAUUUGUGUGGCGUAUUGCACCGGGACAUCAAGGACGAGAACAUUUUGGUAGACCUCCUGCAGGGUGAUCUAAAGCUCAUAGACUUUGGUUCAGGUGCAUUGCUUCGGGAUUCUCCAUAUACAGACUUUGAUGGCACCCGGGUAUACAGCCCUCCUGAAUGGAUAAAGUACCACCGGUACCAUGGCCUGCCUGCCACCGUGUGGUCGUUGGGCAUACUGCUUUACGAUAUGGUGUGUGGGGACAUCCCUUUUGAGCGUGAUGAGGACAUCCUCCUUGGGAAACUCCACUAUCACUGCAGGGUAUCCUCAGACUGUCGUCAUUUGAUUGAAUGGUGCCUCUCGCUAGCCCCAGAGAAGCGACCGUCCCUGGAGCAGAUCCUGGCCCAUCCCUGGCUCCUCGCCUGUUUGGAACAAUGUGGACGCAAAGCGCAGCAGCCCACAGUCCCUAAAGCCGGCACUAGCCUGUGACUAUGGUGGCCUCUGGACAGUAUUGGGUCAGGCCACCACACAGGGGGCAAAUGCAUCUCAGCUUCUCCUGCAACGACAGGCUGACGUAAUAAUUGCCUUGUUAUUUCUGCUGAUAGCUGAGCGGCUGCCCCUGAUGCAGGUUUUGCAGCUGGGGGCGACUCAUGAAAUCCCUCAUCUAUGGCAGUGACCCUGCGCACCCAACUAGACAAUGGGGUCUGGCAUGCAGCCCCGACCCCAAGUCAAUAGAGACCAAUGGGCACUGCUCUGUUUACACAAGGACUCUGCCUGUCUCCAUGUACUGGAGAUGGGUGAAGAAGACUGGCCCCAAGCAAACAGUGUUUAAAGCCUUCAGUGCUGGUUUCCUCUGGUACACCAUCUGUAUUGGAAUUUGGAGGACCUUUGAACUGGCCAUAAGGCAGCAGGACUGGAUCAGUGUUUGCUGUAAUGCGGGUGUAGGGUGAUUGUCUCUUUCAAGGUGCCAGCUUCUUAUUUAUUUAGCAUGACGUUCCUUUGGGACCCCUGGCUGCUUCCUCCUGUGUUUAUGCUACGCCAUCUACCUGCCAUAGUUCCGGCUGUAGAAAUGUUUUCUCCAAUCCAAUCAGCAGUGGCGGCUGGUGGCUCCAUGUCAGUGGGGCAGUGAAAUCUGCUCUAGGUUUUAGUCCAGUCUUGGACUGAAGCACCUUGGACAGCUCCUUGAAAGUUCAGUCUAAAACCCAGAGCGGAUUCCACUGCCCCACUGACAUGGAGCCACCAGCUGCCACUGCCAGCCAGAAAAUAACAUGGAUACUGUUAAUGACGACACUUCCAUUCCUGUCCAGCCAUUCCACGUGUGAACCCAGCUUCUAGUGCCUUCACCUGAUGGGGGGGGGUAACCUCUUCCUUUCAUUCUGUUUUAUAUGUUAGAGGGAAAACAAAGGGAGGGGGCAAAGGGGGCCUUACUUACCUAAUCAAGAAGUAAAAACAAGGGGGGGAAUCCGUAAGACAAGAUUUUUUUUCCCCCUUGAAGCUGACUUUAAAAAAAAAAAGUCUUGGCUAGUGCCAAGACUCUCCUGUACAAAUGAUGACCUCAGUUUUGUUUGCCAGUUUGAGUUGAAUGUGAUCAAAGGAAGAUUUAGGAGUUUCUGAAAGCAUUGGUUGAAUAUUCUGUCUCUGCUGGCGACCAACAGCAUGAAGAAUCCUCAGUUUCUGUUUUGACAACUUGAAGCUCUCUGUAAACAAGGAUAGCCAAUGUGGCAACCACUCAAUGUUUCCGUUGUUGGGACUCCCAGCUUGUAUCACCCCCAAUCAGCAUGACCAAUGGUAAGGGGUGAUGGGAGCUGUAGUCCGAAGAAGGUCUGGAGAGCACCAAGUUGGCUAUCCUUGCUGUAGAAGUCUCUCUUCUCGCAGGUCUCCAGUUUUGUCAGCUCCUUCUGGGAGAGUUGGGAGCUGAAUUUGGCCAGUGCUUGUAGAUGCUCCAGAGUGUCCCCCACUCCGCUACUUUGAUCACAGUCCACCCGAGUGGUGGCUUCCAAGUGCAGAUGAGGUCUUUAGUGAUGCAGAACAGGCUUGGUGGUGCCACAGAUUUUUUUCUGAAGCUGAAAUUUGUACUUUCAGCCAUGGAUGGAGUAACCCCCUCCUUUUGUGUGUGUGUUUUAGAGGCUGAGAGGAGCCCACAGCAUCAACUCUGAAACUAGUGAGCAUGUAGCCCUUGGAUCAUUGGAAAUAAUUAGGCUUGAGCAUUCUUUUAAUGGGAGGUUGUUCUUUGAAAGGGCAGUGGCAGGGGCUCUGUCAGCUCCUUUUAUUGGCCCUAGAGAGGAUUCAGGGUUUUUUUUUUUUUUUUUUUUAGGAUAGCUAGUGGUGCCCAAUUUCUGGGAGAUUUUUGGUGCUUUUCAAGCCUAGUGGUAGGACAGCCCUUCUGGCUAAGUUCCCUCCUCUCACUGUAGAAUUCCUCUAUGCCAAUUACAAGAGGAGAGGUGGAUACUGGCUCCAUGGGAGUUGCUUCUGAUAGUGCCUAAUUGAGUAUGAGAUGCAUCCUGUUCUUCAGGGAGACUUGGACAGUUACGUUCCCCUACACAGGCCUCCAUAAAUCAUGGCCAGCCUUGACUAGCCAGCCAAAAUGUGUGCUUGCCACAAACCUGCCCAUCUGCAGGGUGAGAGGGGCAGGGCCUUGUUGUCACAGUGUGUUAAGAUCCAGGGUGCCUUUUCUUUUUCCAGCUCUUGAGUUCAAAAGGGAAGCAAGGGUUCAACCCGUUGUGCUUAGCCUCUGAGAUACUUGGGAAGCAGUGAGAAGUCUGGAUGCUUUCCUGAGUCUCCAAGGCUCAGUGUGGCAUCAGGUAGACCCUCCAUCCAGUACCCUGAACACAGGACAGGACAGAAGCUCUCCCUGAUACUCAUGCACCCCAAGCUGAUACUCUGGUGAGUUGAGCAGUCUUAAAAUGGUUGCUGGUACUGCCUUAAGACACAAUUGACACAAGUGGAGCCUGGGGCAGAGUGCUAGCUGAGGGGGAUAGGGGCUGUGAGAACCAGAAUCCAGCCUGGGGAACUGCCAGCAUUUGUUUCUGACCCUGCUACCUCUGGCAACAUAGCUGAAGAGUAUUUAUGCACCAGUUCAGCAUCUGAUUUCUGUAUAUGUCAAAUCUCUUGUGUGUAUGUGUUAAUUUUGUUACUGCCUCCCAAUGCACAUUUGUGCGGCCCCUUAACACAGUGCCUCGCCCAUUUGGGCUCCAUCAUCUAAAAAGCCCUUUUCUGGGUUUAAAUAAAGUUUUUAUAAGAAAAAUA